AUGAGGCCACAAUCUACAAGUGGCGGAAUCAACGCGGCUCCGACAAACCAUGGAAGAUACUCUACAAAACAUUUGCCGUACGCCCUUCUAGACUUUGAUAAACUCCAGGUUUUUGUCGAUUCUGUUUCAGGCACCCCAGAAAACCCACUGUGGGCCGGUGACAAUACUUCUUUCAAAUUCGAUGUUUCUCGGGUCACCGAUUUAAAUGUUCAAGUCUAUAUCCGAAACCCUGCUGCACGCCCUGGAAGUGGGCGCAGCGAUGAUAUCUUUCUUGGGGCCUGCAAAAUCAACCCUCGUUUUGAAGAGCCCCGUCGAUUUGUUGAAGACCCUAAAGCCAGCAAAAAGGAGCGCGAAAAGGCUGCAGCAGCGUUUGCCCAAAAAGAGAAGCAACUUGGCCAGCUUGGGUCCGAGUGGAUUGACCUGCAGUUUGGCACCGGAAGCAUAAAAAUUGGCGUUUCGUUCGUGGAAAACCGCCAGCGUAGUCUGACGAUGGCUGACUUUGAACUGCUGAAAGUUGUUGGGAAAGGUAGUUUCGGCAAAGUUAUGCAAGUUAUGAAACGUGACACUGGACGGAUAUAUGCUAUGAAGACUAUUCGAAAGGCCCACAUCAUCUCUCGCUCCGAAGUAGAACAUACCUUGGCCGAAAGAUCUGUAUUAUCGCAGAUUAGCAAUCCGUUCAUUGUCCCGCUAAAGUUCUCUUUCCAAUCGCCCGAAAAGCUAUACCUAGUUCUGGCAUUUGUGAAUGGUGGUGAACUUUUCCAUCAUCUUCAGCGUGAACAACGGUUUGAUAUCAAUAGGGCUCGGUUCUACACAGCUGAACUACUUUGCGCUCUAGAAUGCUUACACGGAUUUAAAGUGAUCUACAGAGAUCUAAAACCCGAAAAUAUCCUGUUAGAUUACUCCGGUCACAUUGCACUGUGUGACUUUGGCCUUUGCAAACUCGGCAUGAAAGAUGAAGAUCGCACAAACACUUUCUGUGGAACUCCUGAAUAUCUUGCUCCAGAGCUUCUCCUUGGCCAUGGAUAUACGAAGGCCGUUGACUGGUGGACUUUAGGAGUCCUUCUUUACGAGAUGUUAACAGGCCUUCCUCCAUUCUACGAUGAAGAUACAAAUGAAAUGUAUCGGAAGAUCUUGCAUGACCCUCUUACCUUCCCGGGCCCAGAGAUUGUUCCAGGAGCUGCGAGGGACCUUCUAUCUCGCCUUCUUGAUCGAGAUCCUCACCGUCGUCUGGGAGCCAACGGUGCUGGGGAAAUCAAAGGCCAUCACUUCUUCGCCAAUAUCGACUGGCGCAAAUUGUUGCAGCGUAAAUACGAGCCUAGCUUCCGGCCUAACGUGGCGGACGCCCGUGACACUGCAAAUUUUGAUGUUGAGUUUACCUCAGAAGUCCCUGUAGACUCCUACGAAGAAGGCUCCGGACUUUCUAGGACCAUGCAAAAGCCAUUUGAAGGAUGGUCUUACAAUCGCCCAGUUGCAGGCCUCAAUGAUGGAGGUGGCAGCGUCAGAGACCCUGCCUUCGGCAGUAUCCCUGAAUAA
Trichophyton rubrum CBS 118892 is the source of this 1533-nucleotide messenger RNA. Its product is annotated as AGC/AKT protein kinase. Gene Ontology annotation, molecular function: ATP binding; protein serine/threonine kinase activity. The transcript is spliced from 4 exons. The record is from RefSeq and is a predicted model, not a curated record. The coding region runs from base 1 to 1533 and encodes 510 amino acids. Gene Ontology annotation, biological process: protein phosphorylation. Lineage: Eukaryota; Fungi; Ascomycota; Eurotiomycetes; Onygenales; Arthrodermataceae.